AUGACUCAAGAGCGAGAAACGCACAGUCUCAUGCACAUCCACAAGGUAUUUCUAGUAGAAAGUUAAGAAUUAUUGAUAGAAAAUAAUGAAAAUGAGGCUGAGAAUUUUGCGCCGUUACAAGUACAGGGAAUACGCGCUCUAUCUACAAAAAUACAUUUUUGCUAGUUUUGAAUGCAAACUGAGAGCGGAAAACUUUUGAAAAAAAUUCAAAUAGUUUUUUUAGAAAAUUUUAUAAAUGGAGCUCGCCAAACGUAAAAUGGCAGUAGCUUUUUUUAUUGUAUGGAAAGAAAAGAAAUAAGAAAAUGGGAUGUAUUGUGAAUUAAUUCCUAGAAUUCUGAAAACUACGCUUUGGAAAAUUUUCAUGCUCUGUUUGAACAAAUAGAGUGUAGCAAACAUUCCAGCCACGAUUAAGGGGUUUUGAACCAUAAAUGUCUUGUUUUUCCUGGAAUUUUUGUAUAUUUUGAUCUAUCUGAAACUUUUUACAGGGUAUAAACCGCCUGGAGAUGCUUCCUAGUCAUAUAAAAUCAACUCCGACACCAGUUCAUUUGCUAGGCUUCGAUAUAGCUCAUUUGUGAGUGUUUUCUCAAGUAAAAAAGGGUGAUAAGAAUCAGAUUUGAACAUUUACGCUUCAAAUUGUGAUAAUUCCGGUACCAGAAAUUUUUUAAUUAAUAGGAUACAGUAAUUUUAUUUAACUGUGGCUUGAGUGAUUACAAAGUUUCAUAGUUUUCCGAAAAAAAACGUGUAAAAUGACUCAAGUGAAAAUAAACUAGCUCCAGUUCCAACUUACGUGCCGAAAAUUUGUAUUUCAACAAAUUUAAAACACUCACUUUGAGAAAAGUUAUGAAAAUCCUACCCUUCAAGGCUAAAUUCGGGAUUUUUCUGGUUUUAGGCCAAGAUGGAUGCAGUUUAUUUUGCUGUCGGCCUCCGUUUUCGUUUUCUACGUAGGAUAUGGCUAUAUGCAGGUAAUUGUAAUAUUCUUUAAGAAUUUCAAUAAAGAUGACACUUUCCAGGAGCUGAUAUUCAAACUGCCGGGCAUGAGACCUUUCGGUUGGUACUUGACACUCGUUCAGUUCAUCAUCUACAGUAGCUGUGGAUAUGCUGAAUGUAUCCUGUGGCACACUACCAAAAGAAAGUGAGCAUUUCAAAAUUCGAAAGGGGUUCUUCCCACGAACUCAUUAAAACUAAUGAUGAAGAAGCGUAGAAGUGAGAAAUUGGUAGUUUCUUUUGAAAAAUAUACAAUUUAGAUCGAUAUAAAUCUCUUUUUUCAGUUUAUACAUGGUUAGAGGACGUGAAAUGGGGAAAUAAACCUGGAAAAAGAGAAGAAAAAAAAAGCUUCUGUUAUAGUUUUAUUUCUUGAAACUACCAGUUUAGCUUCAAUCAAAGAAAUAAUCUUGUUUUUUUAGAUAUCGAAUAAAAAUUAUCCGCAACAGAUUCAAUAAAAAUCAUUAUUCCAGAAAAAAACUCAGCUUCGAAUUGAAGCAAUUGAUUGCUGAAGCGACAAUUUUUUUAUAAUUAAACAUUUUUUUCGGUUUAAUCUCAUAUAUCAUUGAUUACCAAGCUUGAACCGUUCUCCAAGAAAAAAUUUCUGAAAUUUUGGAGCUUUUUCUUCUUUUUUUUUGCAUUCAGAAAAACGUUCUCUUAAUUUAAAAAAAUUGAGAUUUUCAGCGUCCCUCUGAAUGUUUAUGCGAUGAUCGCGUUUUUCACAGUCGCCACUAUGGGACUGUCAAAUGCUUCAGUUGGCUACCUGAACUAUCCAACACAGGUAAUCUUAAUUUUCUGUUUUUUUUUGUACUCGAGAAGCUACUUGUAAUUGUAAUUUCCAAUUUUUAUGUUUUCAGGUCAUUUUCAAAUGUUGCAAAUUGGUGCCGGUACUCAUUGGAGGCAUUUUGAUACAAGGAAAACGAUACGGAUUAAUCGACAUUUGUGCUGCGCUGCUCAUGAGUUUAGGUAAUUGAAGUGAAUAAGAAAAAGAAAAUAGUUUUUGAAAAAAAAAAACGCCUUCAACUUUACAGUUUCUUCCUGAACUCAAAAAUUGUAAUUUAUUUCGAUUUACCAUUUUGAUUAGGUUAGAUCUGCUAUAAAAAGCUCAUUUUACGUGGCGGUUGGGAAUUUCCUGUAAAUUGGCCAGAACGCUUCUCGGAGAUGUAGAUUCUGAAAGUCUCAACCUGUAGCAUUUUUUAGUUUUUGAGAAAGGGAAUCUGACGUUCGAAGGGAACCUUCAAAUUCUGUUGAAAUAUGCUUUUUCGGGCUUUGAGCCCUCAUUUGUCGAAAACCAGAAAUUUUUUGUUUUGGACAAGUUUCAGCAAGUUUCUAACCGCAAACUAAAAUGACCUUCCUUGUUAGAUUUUCAGUUUGGAAAAAGCGAUCGUUCGCAGCUUUUCUUCAAUUUCUUCUGAAUAAUUUAAAAAAAAUCAGAAAUAAUAUUUAUGGAUAAAAUUAUAUUCAGAAGUUUAUAAAAAAAGGUAGAUAAAAUUUUUGAGUGAAGCUUGUAGGAAUUUACGAAAGUAAAUUUGAAAAAAACAAGCGUAUACAUUAAAGGCAUAGGGGCAGUAAAAAAAUGGAAAGCAGUAUCUUAUACAGUUUUUCUUUGCGAAUCGAAUGGUGUACUCAAAAAAAUUACAGAUGUGACAACUUUAGAAGAAAAAUGCGAUUUUACUUUCCCGCCAUUAAUUUUGAAAAAAGCUGUGGAUCGGUGCUCAGACAACUGAUUACAGUAGCUGUGCACGCGAUGUUGCGGACGUCUCAUUAGACUCGCAUUUUGUGAGAAAUAACCGGAUAUCUGCUUCAAAUUAAGAGUUUCUUCUCUGAAAAACCGAUUAAGAAAACAGAAAACACACAUUUAUAAUAAAGAAAACACAAAAUAUCGCUAUCCCCAUCGAAACCUGCGUAAAAUCAUCAUUUUUCACCAAAGAAGCAUUUUUGCGGUUAAAGUUUGCAAAUUAUACAUGAAUAGAAAGCUUUUGUGACGAAAAGAACUUUGGUGCCAACAGAAAAAAUUGAAAAUUGAAAGAAAUGAAGAAAAAAGCGAAAAUACGGAAGUUGGCGAAGCCUGUUGUCCAUAGAGCAACUUUACUGCAAAGCGCCCUUUUCGCGGGAACUCAAGCUUUCCUCUCUCCAACUUUGAAUUAGUUUUUCUCCAAAACUAGGAAUUUCUGUACGUUUCCAAGUUCACCGUUCGAUUCGCAAUGAAAAGCUCUAAAAAAUACUGCUUUGAACUGAAACACCGUUUUUUACUGCCCCUAUGCCUUUAAUAGCUCAAGCUUUAUACAACCGAGUGGCCAACUUAGGGAAAAUGAUUUUGAUUGGAAUGGUUUUGAAGCCUUUUUUAUUGUUUCUGUGCAAAAAAGAGCUUUUUUUCCCCUCAAAAGUAGUUUUUAUCGUUUUAUUCCAGCGUUUUCAGCUGUAAUUUUUCUAGCUGUUUCUCUCUGAAAUUUCUGAUAUGUUUUCGUGAUUUUCCAGGGAUCGCCCUGUUCACUCUGGCCGACACCAAAGUCGCUCCCAACUUCGAACCCCGUGGCUAUAUCAUGAUUUCUGGAGCUCUUCUUGCCGACGCCGUUAUUGGAAAUGUUCAGGAGAAAAGCAUGCGGAAACACGGAGGGACUAGCAAUGAAAUGGUCCUUUUUCGGAGAUUUUGAGAAAUUUAUUUUGAAUACUAAUUUUAGUUCACCCGUCAUAAUUAAAAUACGAAAUCCAUUACGAUAAUAUUUUCUCUUUUUCUGCGAAAUGAAGGCCCUGAAGAAUAAUUCAGCGAAGUUUUAUCAAAAGAUCAACCGGGGGCUCAAUAACAAUUUUCUUGUCAACUUAUCAAAGUAAGUUGUUUUUUUUUCAGGUUCUCUAUUCGUAUGGAAUCGGCUCAGUGUACAUAUUUGCGUACACGGUUUUGAGCGGCGAAAUUUUUUCAGCCGUCUCUUUUUUCUUUGAGGUUUCGUUUUCCGACUGAAAUUGACCAUAUUAUGAGUUCCAGCACCCUUGGGAAACGUACGGCUACGCACUAAUUUUCGGUCUUUUGGGUUAUCUUGGCGUCAACGUCGUCUUGACUUUGAUUCAGGUACGUUUCAGAUGUUUUCAGAGGGUAGGAUAAGAAAAAACUGUAUGAUAGAUAUCCUCGAAAUAGUAAAAACAAAGAAAAACACAAAACUAAUGGAAAGAAAAACUCUUCAUGGAAACUUUUUAUCUCUGAUAUCUUCAGUUUUUCCUUUUUUUCCUCUUACUUUUUUUAUUGAGCUCAGAGGUUCUCACAAUUUCAUAAUUUCAAAAAGAAGUACAAAACUUUCGUUAGAAAAAAAUGGACGCAUUUAGAAUUAUUUUUUUAUAACAAGUUGCAUUUAAAAAAAUUAAAUAAAGAUUGCGAAAAAAAUUUUUUUAUAACAAGGGAUUGCGAAUAAAGUUCUCAUCGAAAAAAAGGAUAAUUAUGGAUUCCAAAAAAAGUAAUUUUUUUUCUUAUAUGUUAUUUUACUGUUGCUCUGGAUGUUCAAAUUAUAAAACCAGUGUGCGUUCAUUGCUGCUUCUAGCGGUGUUUUUUCGUUAAAAUUAUUUUCCUAGCAGUCGGUUCCGAACUUUCUUUUUCGGAUUGCGAGGAAACACCAAAAUCUUGGUGUGAAUGUCAAUAACUAUUUUUGUGUUAACUGUUAUUUAACUGUUCAAAUAACUUUAUUAAUCGAUUCACCUGUUUUAUCCCUUCACUUCUUGGAAAAAUCUUCAUUCUAGGUGUUCGGAGCUCUCGUUGCCGUGACUGUGACAACACUAAGAAAAGCGCUGACAAUCGUUUUGUCUUUCGUUUUAUUCUCGAAACCUUUCACCGAGGAGUACGUCUGGGCGGGACUCGUCAUUUUGUUGGCGAUUUAUUUGAACUUGUACAGGUACAACCAGAUUUCUUGAAACGGUAACGCUCGAUUUGUUCCAGCAAAAACAAGUCGAGUUGGGACACGAAGCUGAAGCAAAUCACCGCCCGGAUUCUGGGCUAUCGGUUCAGUGCCGUCAUGAAAAGCGAUAUGUUGAUGGUGUAA
Caenorhabditis auriculariae is the source of this 5006-nucleotide messenger RNA. The record is from the annotation of a GenBank genome assembly. Lineage: Eukaryota; Metazoa; Nematoda; Chromadorea; Rhabditida; Rhabditidae.